Messenger RNA from Colias croceus (clouded yellow), 454 nucleotides. RefSeq lists its product as uncharacterized. NCBI's taxonomy places the organism in Eukaryota, Metazoa, Arthropoda, Insecta, Lepidoptera, Pieridae. The coding region runs from base 40 to 381 and encodes 113 amino acids. The transcript is spliced from 4 exons. The record is from RefSeq and is a predicted model, not a curated record.
CAUUCACACUUCGUUAGAACCAAGUCAGCCUUCAGGAAAAUGUUUACUAAGUCCAUGAUCCUUUUCAUUAUAUACUAUAUGUUGAUAACAACAUCAGCCCACGGCCCGCCUCGAGAACGAGACAAUGAAGACAUCGCGAUGGGGCGGAAGGUAAAAAAAAUGGGAGCAAAGUGGUGUAGCAUGGCGAAGGUUUGCAACCACGACCGCGUGCCGAUUUGCGGAGUGAGCCACGCUGGCGACAUCAUGGGCUUCCGGGAUCUGUGCGACAUGUUCGACUAUAAUUGUAUACGACGACGAAAUUACAAACAAACUGGAUGUCCCGAAGAUAAAUCGCUUCUGACAGCGUCCCGUAGACCCACCAACAGUUACUAUGACGAAUAAUAUUAAAUUCAGUUUAACUUCUCUGUAAUUAACAAAUUUAUUAACCAAUUUAUUGUAUCUGCUAUAAUGUUAA